AUGGAUGAUGGUUUACUCCCGCAGCAUUUCCCUACAGGUGCUCAGUUGGCGGUUGGCGUCAGAGGUAGCAGUAUGUACGUACCGAGUCAGGAAGAAACAGGUAAGAAUGGAGGAUGGGUACGACAUUUUGAAGAUGAUAUGCCUUUCAAUUUGAAUGAAUUGCAAAUAGGUAAAGAUGCCAUUGUACUAGAUGAUCCAUCUACUUUCAUAGUAGAGGAUGAUGAUGAAGAUGGAAUGGAAAGUUUACGGAAUUUGCAAGAUGAUUCUCCUGUAGAUGAUGAAGUAUUAGAUGAUGACAAUGAGUUUAAUGAACAAUGGAAAGAGACGAUUAUUAAGGAUUUAAGGUGGGAGAGACUUUCGCCUUCGAUUCCUUCGAAUUUUAGCGUUUUCCAAGGUAUAGACUUCCACAAGGACCCUAUGUUUGAUACAAGAUAUGGGUCACCAAUUUCACCACAAGAUUACGUUCCUGGUACUUUAAUUAAUGAUAUUACACAAAGUGAUUAUUUGGCGGCAGUACGAAGAAAAUCAAAGAGAGAAACGGAGAAAUUACUUAUGUUUGACCCUGUGGUUAAUGAUCUAUUUGUUGCUGGAAAUAUUCAAACGGCGAGAGAUUUGAGAAGCAACAGCGAUCAACAGACAGUAAUUGCAUUUUGUUCAGGAGAGACCAAUUCGAUUUUAAAAUUAGCGGUUCUGCCAGAGAAUAAACUACACUUGGCAAAUGGUGCACAAUGGCUACAAGAAUUGUUUGCAAAAAAUGUAGACGAUGAAUUGGGGACUUUUGCUUCGAUAGAUUUAAAGGCGAGCAUCAAGAGUAUAAAGAUUGCUGAUGUUUCGAGUUUAUUAGGGCGUUGUAGUGAUACUGUUGGUGUUCUUACUGAAAAUGCGUUACAUUUUAUUAAAAUUGAUAAUAUCGACCCUCAAACUUCACAUAUAUCUUACUCGAUGCAUGAACCGUUAAAAUCCACGUCAUUUGGGGAUUUUCCUUUCGCAGAUUUCGUAUUCAAUCCAUGGGAAUUACAACAGUUUGCCGUGGUAGAUAUUAAAGGUAAUUGGGGGGUUGCUCGUCUGCCAAAAGCUAUCAAGCCUGGUAGUAGAAUACGAUUUCUUCCAAACUUGAAGGGUUCAAUCUUCGAUCCGGAAGAGUUAUCUAAUUGGAAAAGAAUCGAAUGGUCUUCCUCAUAUUCGAAACUGCUGAUCAUUGAUGCUUCCAAAAUGGUUGAAUUGGAUAUUGAAAAUGAUUGGCAAUUAGAAGUCGUUCAAGCAAAGACUUGGUCAUAUCUGAGAGAUUAUAGGAGAAUAGAUGAUGAAUUUGGCGCAUUAUUAACAUCCAAAGAGAUUAUCAUUGUGAGUACAAAAAGCGGGAACGAACAGGUUUCGAGAGUAAUCUCAUGGAAACAUUGUCUUGAUCCAACUGAUCAAACUUUGCGCCUUUCCAUUCAAAAGAUGCCAUUAGGAUUUAAAAUGUUAAUUUUGACUUGCAUUUUCUCCAAGGGUCACGAUAAGGUUUAUGUUCAUGGGUUUUGUCACGAUCAAGAUCGCCAUUUAGUCCAGGCUGUCAAUGGACCAAUUCUAAUAUGUAUGCCUCAUGUCUUUAAGGGAAUCAGUAGUAUGCAUUUUCUCCCAUACAACGAGGAAGAGAGGUGGAUUGCGUCGGAUACUCAAGGACAGAAACUUUGGUUGAAUUUCCUUUUCAAAGACAACAGUACGAACAGGUUGAUGCAUUGUUUUCUCACCAACGAUGAAUUAUCAGAUCCUCAGGAUCAAUUGUUUGUUACUCCCGAGCGUAUGGAUGCAGUUCCCUCGCUCCUGCCGCCCAUUGCUCGACAUAUUGAUCAAGUGAGGUUCUUUAUUGGUCAAACUAAAGUGACAAUGUUUGAGGAGCCAGAAACACCGAUUGCUCCUGACAGUGAAAUUUUCCAAAACUUUGGUUAUCAGCUCUCAGAGGCUAUAAAUGGUAUUGUUGAAUCGUGGGAAAACCAGCAAAUGGAUAUUGAACAGGUACAACCUCUGUUGAGUGAUUUGACGAAUGUUCCAACGAAAUACGAAAGCAUGGAAGAGCUGGAAUCGCUUCUACAUCAGCUUUCCGAGUACUAUAGAGAUUUGGGCAUAGUUUUGACCGAUUUUAAAACCAUUUCCAAGUUGUUAAUAAAAGAGGAAACAAUGAACUUUGACUUAUUUUUUAGUAAGUUGCUUCAAUGUUGGGACAUAGUUACUCCUAAUUCUCUAUCGGUGACUCGUAAAGUAUUUGACAGUAUUUUGUGGAGCAUUUUAAGGUUUUAUAAAUCUGCAAAUUACGAUAAAAUAGAAACCGAAUUACGAGAGUCAUUGACUGAGCCUUACUCAGAGAUGAUAAGCCACUGGGAUGAGGAUGAGUCUCAACUUAUGGGAGAUCAAACAUCUGACGAUAGGCUCAUACAAGAAAGCAGCAGACCACAGUUCCUGUUCGGUAGUCAAUCACAAAUUCCUACUAUUAAAUCUUCGCAAUCUAAAUCUACGAGAAGACGCCGUCACCCGCAUUCCGUUCAAACCGAAUCUUCUUUCAACGUACCAUUUACGCCUACUGAGCAGGAUCUUUCGUCAUCAAGAAUUUCUGGGAGCCAAUGGGGCCUGCUUCCAAACACAAUGACUCCAGCAUUUUCAUUGAUGUCAUCGCCUACACCAAUGCUUUCCCAAUCUCAAAAUUCACAGAGGCCCAGGAGGAAGAAGAAAAGGAUUGGUGGUUUUGGUUGA
This is a messenger RNA of Zygosaccharomyces rouxii, 2730 nucleotides long. It is a transcript of the gene RRN6, whose product is annotated as Rrn6p. Gene Ontology annotation, cellular component: RNA polymerase I core factor complex. The record is from RefSeq and is a predicted model, not a curated record. NCBI's taxonomy places the organism in Eukaryota, Fungi, Ascomycota, Saccharomycetes, Saccharomycetales, Saccharomycetaceae. The coding region runs from base 1 to 2730 and encodes 909 amino acids. The transcript has a single exon. Gene Ontology annotation, biological process: nucleolar large rRNA transcription by RNA polymerase I. Gene Ontology annotation, molecular function: RNA polymerase I transcription regulatory region sequence-specific DNA binding; RNA polymerase I general transcription initiation factor binding.